CUUGUAUAUUCCUCCUUGGAUUUUCCUGUGAGUCUUUCCGAGGAAGCGGUUAUUGGGCGUUCCGGGGGUGUUAAAAGAAUUUGACGUUUGUUAGUUGCAUUUGGUGCUUGUUUCGGUGAGUUCUUUCUCAUUGUAGCUCGCGAUGGCGGACACGGCUACAGAGGGAGUUGAGAAGCUGCAUAUUGACGAGCACGAGGAUGAGAUUGAGUCCAAGUACAAACCACCCCCUGAGAAGACUAUCGAUGAAAUUCUGGAAGCCGACAAGGAAGACGAGAGUCUAAAGAAAUACAAAGAAAAAUUGCUUGGGGAUGCCAAGACUGGAAACAUAAUUGUUGAGCCGGAAGACCCCCGCAAAGUGAUAGUGAAGAAACUGGUGCUAUGCGUGACAGAUAGACCGGAUGUUGAGCUGGAUCUUACUGGUGAUAUUUCACAGUUGAAGAAGCAGGUUUUCACCAUCAAGGAAGGUGUCUCAUACAGGAUCAGAAUUGAAUUUAUAGUCCAGAGAGAAAUUGUUCAUGGCUUGAAGUACAUCCAGAAAACGUACCGAAUGGGUGUACCAGUGGACAAGAUGGCCCACAUGGUGGGCAGCUACCCCCCAAAGGUGGAGAUGCAGUCGUACACGACCCCGCCGGAGGAUGCCCCGUCCGGCAUGAUGGCCCGCGGCAGCUACACGGUGCACUCGCUGUUCACGGACGACGACAAGCACGAGCACCUCAAGUGGGAGUGGUGCUUCGACAUCAAGAAGGACUGGAAGGACUGAGCCCCUCGUCGCUCAGGUGCUUGCAGAUCCCCCCCUUAGCGGCGGAGCUGGGGACGCCCCCCCAGCGUCUGGUUCCCGUUCGUACCCGAGCGUCGACGUUUCGGAAUUAGCUUGCUUACCUCUACCGUGGGUCGUCGCUGUUCGUCGACAGCACGAUCAUCGGCUCAGGACACUUCUGUCUAAUAAGUAUUUGGUCAAUCAGAAUGAAAUCUUUGUACAUAAAUAUUUAAGAAAAAUAUUGUUAGUAUUUCUGUUUCAGCUCUUAUAAUGUAUGGAGAAAAAAAUUGUGUGAUUUUCCAUUUGCUUGCUGUACUUAAUAUUAAAGAAAAGUAAAGGUACAGAGAAUGUUUGAAGUGGCGAUGGAUGACCCAUUUUUUAAACAAAUGUGUGAUAUUUAUUAUAUUAAAAUUUUUUUUUUGUUUGUUCAAUUAUAUUACUGGCUUUUUCUGUGUAUGGCUUGAUUUCGUAACACAUUUUGAGUGAUUUACUAAAGGUUAGUGUGGUAAAUGAAGAGGAAUUUUCAAGGCUGCAAAAUUGCUUAGCAUGAUUUUUAAUGUUUGCGGCAGUAUGUCAUUUACAGUGCUAUGUCUGCCCUUCAGGUCUUUGUUUAUUCUGUGAAUGGAGUGAUUCAGUAGAUUCACUUUGAUUGUGUUCUUUUGGUAGUUGUGCUUGGAAUUUGUUGAGAAUAUUGCAUAUAUUUUUCUUAAACAGAUGUUUAUUGGCAUUAUGUUUUGAAACUGUUUGUAAUAAUAACUGGUUACCAUUCAGACAUCUCUGUUCUGUCAUUUUUCAUAUUUUCGAAUUUGAACUAUCUGCAUUAAAAUAUUUUUUGUGAGGUUUGCAAGCUAAUAAGAGCAUAACUAUUUUUCUUUCCUAAUUCUGGUAGAGAGUUAAUUGAUAAGUAUUUUGUGCACAUUUAUUAUGGACUCAGUAAAUUGUCUUUCAUUCAUGUACUUACAAAGUAAAGGCAUAAUAUUUUCAUGAACUGGUAGUUAGAACAAGUUAUUGUGGGAAUAGGAAAACAAAAUUAAGAAGUUUGCACUAACAUAGAAAUUAUAGUUAUUAAAUUUUAUAUGAGAAAAAGAAAGGAUUAGUUUUUCUAUUUUUUUGUCUUGAUAGAAAAUUAAUCAGCGUUGACCAAAGCAUUUUUUUUUUAAAUUUGUUGAAAUAAAUAAAAUGUGUGAAACUAUAUUUUGGACUGUGCAUUUGUAGUAGUCUUGGAUCAAGUGUCUUACUAAACACAUACCUCUUUGUACGAGUUCUGAGGUGCUGUGUCAAUAUGUUUUUAUAAUUAGUGUGAUUCUUGCAUUUGAAGAUGAUUAACUUUUGUUAACCUAAGACUCUUUAUAUAUAUAUAAUUACUGUAUGUGGAUGAGUUCCUGGAAUGAAAUUCUUGCAAUACCUAUGCAUGUAUUAUGUUUUUGUGCAAGAUAAUAUUGAAGCUUUAUGUGAUCGCAACAUUAAACUUUUGAGUCUUUGUUGCUUUCUAACCCAAGUGCAAUUUGAUGUAGUGAACUUUUUGUACAAGAAACAUAUAUGUAGAAGUAAACACCUGUAGAGUUUAUGUGAAAUUGUAGUGUAUUCGUAGGUGUUGGGGUCUUUACACUAUACACAAAUAAAAUGCUCCACUGUUAUUUUCGUACACUGCCUAAAAUUUUCUUGGAUAUAACUUUGGAUUGACUACAGUUUGUAUUUGUUCCAUUAGGGUCCAUUUGGCAUUUGGAUGAAAAUCAUACGCACACAAAUAUGUGUGUAUAUGUGUGUGCUUAAGUGUUCAUAACUGAUUUCAGGGUUGAUUAAAUCUUCCACAAGAACUUUAUAGCAUUUUAUAACAUUAGUAGAUCAGCAUGGUAGGUUACAAGCUUAGUUUUUGAUUAGCAGGUUUCAGAAGAGUCAACUUAGCUUUCAGUAUUUCACCCAUGUGCCAUCUUAACAUGGAGGAAACUACAUAUAUCAGUAUAUGUGCAACAUUCGUUUAUAAUGAUUACAGUAUAACUUAGCUAAUAUAAUUCAGGAUUUGCUGCUGAUCUAAUAAAGAUGUAAAUAUAUGUAUACUUUUUACUAAUAUCACUUCUUAGAACUAAAGUUUUAUUUAUUUAAGUAAAGUGGUAGUUUUUACAUGUAGUACUCUGGAAGUUAAAAGUUUAAGGUUGAAAUUAUCUAGUAGCAAGAAGUAAAAAAAAUUGGCUCAGAAAUAGUUUAAUACUAUCAUAUGUUACUUCUGGAUGGAAGGAGCAAUAAAGAUUGAGGGCCCCCUUGGUUCUGUGGCAGCAUCCAAAAUUCCUUGUCUCCCUCUUGGAAUUACUCCUGGCUUUUCAGGUGCAGGGCAGUACCCAGGGCAGUUCAUUCUGAAGAUUGCACCUCAUCAGGACUGUUUCUGCUCUAUGUAACAAGCUGCUCAGUUCAUCACAGUAGAUCCACUUAAGACAUGAUCUGGUCUUUAAUCUGAAGUCCUAUUGCAAAAGCCAAACGCCUUGGCGGCUAACAUGUUGCCUGCUCAUUGGUCCUUGGAAUGACAAGUGUCAUUAUAGCUUAAAUUUUGUGAUGGCCUGGUUGUAUGUGGACUGCCACUACGGAAAUUUUGAAUGUAAGCCGCCUUAAAAAUCCCUUGCAGCGACACGUGCCCCAUGCUUUGGUCUUUCAUCUGCCGUGUUGAUUGGUGGCACGUACUGUAGUUUUAAAUACCAUUAUAUAUUGCUUGCACCACAAAAGAAUCGACUCAUUAGUGGUGUUGAUGUAAAUUGUACGACUUAUUAGUGCAAACCAAUUUGAUUCUUCACACGUGUGAAACAUCAUUGGGGAAUAUGCUGAGAUGGUAACCGAAGUAUGAAAAGUAUCACUAUCUUUUCGCAUAUUGUCUGGGAAUAUUGGUAACACCCUUUUCUCAUGUUCGAUGCUUGGCACUUAUUGGUAUAGUCUCAUCCAGUGCAAUGUUGUUUUGGUGUCAUAAAGCAGCUGCUCAUAAUUUUACAUUUUAGCUAUCCAUGCUUUCCAUUUUGUGGACCUUUUAAAUUUUCCUUGUGUUUAGACUUGAUCAUGCCCUUUCCAAUAUUGUGGUACCAAGUACGUUUGAUAUUUGUUUGCAGUUUUCUCUAGUACGAGGUAUGUUUAGCCUGGGUACCAUUCAUUAAACAGUAUAAAAUAUCAUACAUUAUUGGGCGUUUGAAAUGAGCUGGUCUAUUGCACAUUAUUUGAAUUUUUUAUGAAAAUAUUAUGCUGUGUACAACUAUUGUGUCGAAUGUUGAUUUUAAUGCAUGCUGAAUACAAUACACUUGUUCAAUGGAUUUAAUGUUCACUGUGAUUCUGUACUCAUACGUAUGUGAAGACGACAAUGUAGUCAAGUUGAAAGUUAGUAUUACAUAAUAACUGGUAAUGUAAUACCAAGCCAAUACGUAAUAAAGUUUAAAGCAAUUAAUGCUGUGUGUUCCAGGACUGCAUGUGUACCUAUUAACACUGGGUUCUAUUACUGUAGCAAUUUUUAAAUUUUUCUCUUUCAAGAACUGGUUUGAUUCUGCUAAGAAUUAUAUGUAACCAGGGCUAGAUUUUAAGGAAUAUUUUAACCUGCCCAACGGACAGGUGUAAUCGAAAAUUUGCCUGUCCGCCAUCCAAUUUGCCUGUCCGCUGUUUUACCCAAAUAAAAAAAUUUUCAAAGUCGCUGAAAAAGUGAGAAAAAAGGAUUUUUGCUAUAUUUUGCACCUAUUUUUAUCACACACUUAACAUCCUUAUUUAAUCAUCAUUUUCAGACGAGUCACUGCACAAAUUACUUGGCUGAUUCUGUCUUGAACAUCUUCGAUAAGGAGGCUGAAAGGGUCGACGUUUUCUCUGAACAUUAUGAUACCAGAGAUUUAUUGCUGGUGCUGGAUCAAACUCACUUUCAGCCAUUAUUGUUUAUUUAUAGAUAUUGUCAAAGACGUUUUAUUUGCGGUCGCGGUCGCAUAAAUGUUAUUAAUCACCUCUGCUGCAUUAGUGCGUGCGAAUAACCUCGGCGUCACAAGUUGCACCUGUCCACCGGACAGUUGCCUUUUUUAUUUUGCCUGCCCGGACGAGAUUUUGCCUGUCCCGGGCAGGCGGACAGGUGCUAAAAUCGAGCCCUGUAUGUAACUAUGUAUAUUUUGUAAAUCUGUCAUUUACAAAUGUUUGCCAGUAAAGCUUGCAAAGAAGCUUGUUGAAGGUACAUUAAAGUUGUGUAAGGUGUUCUCUUCAGAUCACAAUUUUUUAAUUUUUAUAGAAGCUUUGAGAUACUUAUUUUGUAUUAUUGUACACUACAUUAAAUUUAUUUGAAUUUUUUUUUGCAGUAUCUGUAUUGUGCAAAGUUGGUAUUUGUAUGCAAAAGUAUUUUAUAAGCAAAUUUAUAAAGUCUGCUGCUAAAAUAUGUAGCAAUAAACACUAAAAAAGUAUUGUUUUGCAAUUACGGUAAGUAAACCCUGUUUAAAACUAUUUGCUGGCGAGAAAUUUUUCUGCUUAGUAUUGUAAAUGCUUCCGCAACUUAUUCCCUCAAUAUAUUUUUGUGUUAAUUUACACAAAUAUUUUUGGUUCGUGCUAUUGUUCAAAAUGUCAAUUCAUGUAACUAUGUACAUCCAAUUCCUAAACCUUAAUGUUUGUCAUUGUAAUUAUUUGCUUUGUUUUUAAAUAAGUAAAAUGGUAAUGGGUAAUAAGGAAUUGCCAUGCUUAAAAUUAUUGUGUGUUGUCAGUUACACUGUUGAAUAAAUUUUCUUUCAUUAAUGCACAAAUAAUUUUGUAGGUUUUCCAGAUUGGCAGGGUGAUCACUGCUAUUGUGCAUAAUGGUUAACUAUUUUAGGUAUGAAUUUUUGCAAUAUACCAAGGAGAACUAAGAAAAAUAAUAAAUUUAAGCUCAAAACAAUAUUUUAAUAUGUAGUUGAAAACGUGUGUUAAUGGCAUUCAUGUACAGGUGAUGGUCAUAGAGUGCUAGCUUUAAAGUGUACGAGAGUUAAAAUCUAGUGCUAUUUUAUUAAAAACAACUCUAAAUACUUCAAGUGAUCCUAUACUGAAAUAUAAAUUAGUUCACCAUAAAAGGUUUUAUUUAAAUAAUAAUUACUUGAUCCAAGUAAUACAGCAUUUUAUACAAAAUCUAUCAAUUGGAAUGUAGCCAUAAUCAUUAGCAAUACGUAGGUAUUUACUGUGUUUUAUCGCAUAAUUGUCACACCGUUAUUUUAUGGCUUAAAAAUUUGGAGAAAAAAAUUAUUGUAAAAACAUUGCAUGAUGUUUUCGGUCCCGCUGUUAGAUUCAGAGUGCUUUGUGUAGGUAGUUUUCCCUUGUAAAACUUAGUAUUUUAAAGUUGUAAUUUAAUAUUCAUUCGGACAUUACCGCUUACUUAAACAGAAAUACGGAGUUGUCUGAUGUGUAAAUUUUCUUUCAAUGAUGUUUUCAAACGUUACAAUAUUUUUCAGUACAAUUUCAUCGGCGCUGUCUACCACUUAUACAUAAUGAGCCAGCGCUAGUUGGCAUCAUUCAUGUUUGGUCAUGUUGAUUCGUGCAAGUAGUCAAAUAUUGAAAUAUAGCUCGCCGAUUGCAUGCAAUGCUCGCGCUCCAUCUAGUGCUGAGUUGACUACAUUUGAUAGCCCGCACUCUUUCUUGAUAAGCACGUACGACGAUGUUAGUUCCAGCUUGCAUGUUUCGUUUUCCUAUUUGAAGUUGAAAAUUGUUUUUGGUGCAUGACUUAUUAAUAUAAAUGUUUAGCGAGCUUUUGUAUACUCUUAAUUUUCAAAUAAUUUUCCAAGAAUAGGUUUUAUUUUAUGAAUAACUUUACAUAACAAAAAUGCCUUUUUUUUCUCAUAAAAUGUUUACGAUUAUGCGAUAAAACAUGGUACAUUUAGGGGGAGAAUAUAUAGCGGGUAAUGUGACAGAAGAACUUGGGCAGAGUUCGAGAAAUAUGAAUAUCCCAUGAAUAGAUCAAUUCUGCAUUGCAUUUUAGCAUUUUUGUCCUAAUUAAUGCACAGUAAGGAAAAGUAGCAAUAAAAAAAAACAUCCAUUAAGAAAAGAUUCAUGAAUGAGGGACAAAUGAGCUGGGUUUGAAAAACUUUUCAGGUGAGGUUUUUCUGAACUAGCUUUCUUGAAAAUAUGAUAAGACAGAGUAUAGUUUAUUCUUUCAUCAAUCUGCACAAAGUGUUAAAUGUUAUGGUAAUGAAGACAGGUCUCUUAAAGCCAAACAAUUGUGUCCAUUUCACAUGCGUAGGAGUUCACGCCAUUAUUUCUGUGCAACUCCAUCUCUGUUUUGCUCAAGACACUACAGAUGUACUGUGGUCCUCUACAUUUUUUUCUCCAUGAAUUGAAAGUUGUUAUAUUUGCCAUUGUACUUGUCAAAAUCACAAGAAAUAGACUAUGUGGGUGUGCACACUUGGAUACAGUUCAUGUUUUCAACUGUAAAAAUAGAUCUUUUUAAUUUUUAGAUAAGACAUGCAUGUGAAAGAGUGGUGAUGAUAAAUCUGGCAUUUAUUUGUAUAGUUGUGAAUGUAUAAUAAAUGAUGAAUUCAAAA
This is a messenger RNA of Bacillus rossius redtenbacheri, 7254 nucleotides long. It is a transcript of the gene RhoGDI, whose product is annotated as rho GDP-dissociation inhibitor 1. The record is from RefSeq and is a predicted model, not a curated record. NCBI's taxonomy places the organism in Eukaryota, Metazoa, Arthropoda, Insecta, Phasmatodea, Bacillidae. Gene Ontology annotation, molecular function: protein binding; Rho GDP-dissociation inhibitor activity. The transcript has 5 exons. Gene Ontology annotation, biological process: Rho protein signal transduction. Bases 143 to 760 code for a protein of 205 amino acids. Gene Ontology annotation, cellular component: cytoplasm; membrane; cytosol.